UUAACAUCAAACUAUUUUCUGACAAUAGGAGUUUAUCAAGGAGCAUCAAAAUUUAACAAUGAUUUUACCACAUUUUUCAGUGGCUCUUUUUGCUCUCUCUGUCCUGCGUGUUGGUGCUCUGGAUACUUUUAUUUCUGCAGUGUAUGAGCAUGCUGUUAUAUUGCCAAACAGAACAGAGACAGCUGUUUCGAAAGGAGAGGCUUUGCUGUUGAUGAACAAGAAUAUAGAUGUUUUGGAGAAAGCGAUUAAAUUGGCAGCCAGACGGGGCGCCCAAAUCAUUGUGACUCCAGAAGAUGGGAUUUAUGGCUGGGACUUCACACGGGAGACCAUUUAUCCCUAUCUGGAGGACAUUCCAGACCCUGAAGUGAACUGGAUCCCUUGUAGAGACCCCAAGAGGUUUGGCUAUAACCCUGUGCAAGAAAGGCUCAGCUGCCUGGCUAAAGACAACUCCAUUUAUGUCAUGGCAAAUAUUGGGGACAAGAAAUCAUGCAAUACCAGCGACCCUCAGUGCCCCCCUGAUGGCCAUUACCAAUACAACACCAAUGUGGUGUUUGAUUCUCAGGGCAGACUGGUGGCACGCUACCAUAAGUACAAUCUUUUUGAACCUGAAAUUCAAUUCGACUUCCCCAAGGAUUCAGAAACUGUGACUUUUGACACACCCUUUGGGAAAUUUGGCAUCUUCACUUGCUUUGACAUAUUUUCUUAUGACCCAGCUGUGUUGGUUGUGGAUGAGUUUCAAGUUGAUAGUGUUCUCUUCCCUACAGCGUGGUACAACACGCUGCCCCUCCUCUCAGCUGUACCCUUCCAUUCUGCAUGGGCCAGAGCCAUGAGAGUCAAUCUUCUUGCUGCAAAUACCCACAACACCAGUAUGCACAUGACAGGGAGUGGAAUCUACUCACCAGAAGGAGUCAUGGUGUAUCACUAUGACAUGGAAACAGAGAGUGGGCAGCUUCUACUCUCAGAAUUGAAGUCCAGACCUCGAAGUGGACCUACCUACCCUGUGACUGUUGAUUGGAGUGCUUAUGCCAAAAGUGUCAUGCCACCCUCAUCCAAACAGUCAGAUUUUAUGGGUAGGAUUUAUUUUGAUGAAUUCACCUUCAUAGAACUGAAGAAAAACACAGGAGAAUAUACAGUAUGUCAGAAAACCCUCUGUUGCCAUUUGACUUACAAGAUGUCUGAGAAACGAAGAGAUGAAGUGUAUGUACUAGGUGUUUUUGAUGGACUGCAUACAGUAGAAGGCCAAUAUUACUUACAGAUAUGUACCUUGCUGAAGUGUCAAACUACUGACCCAAGUACUUGUGGGGAGCCAGUGGGGUCAGCUUUUACCAAGUUUGAAGAAUUCUCCCUUAGUGGCACAUUUGGAACCAGUUAUGUUUUCCCACAGAUCAUUCUAAGUGGAAGUCAGCUCGCCCCUGAAAGACAUUAUGAGGUUUUAAGAGAUGGACGUCUGAAGAGCCGGAAUGGAGUCCCUUUGCCUGUCUUGGUUAUGGCCCUCUAUGGAAGAGUGUUUGAGAAGGACCCUCCACGUUUAGGGCAGGGGCCUUGGAAAUUGCAGUGAUUCCCUUUACUGUUACUUUUUCUCCCCCACAGUUAACCUGGUAAAGAAUGGGAGAAAAUAAAAAGGCUACAGUGUCUGUUUAGAGAGGUGUCAUUUGUUGCUGAAGCAAGAAAUUUAAAAUAUAAUAGACAAAUAACAGAUGUAUGUGUACAUCUUACAGUUUUCAUAUUUGAUUUAUGUAUUGGAUUAGGCUUACAUAUUUGAUCAUUAAUGAGUAUGAUAUCCAUCUUCUACAUUAAGCUCAUUUACAUAUGUAUGAGUAUGUCUAUGUAUAGUGGAAUACAUAUUUGGGAGAAGGACUGGAGUAAUCCCUUUAUAUACUUUUUGUAAGAACUAUGAUAUUUCCAAGUGUUGCUCCCACUUGUAAAUGCACAGGUCAGCCAUUGACUGCACAGAAGGUAUCUGACUCUAAUAAAUUAAGUUGCAAAAAGUCAAA
Molecule: messenger RNA, 1994 nt
Organism: Erinaceus europaeus (western European hedgehog)
Lineage: Eukaryota; Metazoa; Chordata; Mammalia; Eulipotyphla; Erinaceidae
Product: vascular non-inflammatory molecule 3-like
Exons: 7
Coding region: 59-1558 (499 amino acids)
Molecular function (GO): hydrolase activity, acting on carbon-nitrogen (but not peptide) bonds, in linear amides
Source: RefSeq, a predicted model, not a curated record